Messenger RNA from Sordaria macrospora k-hell, 1095 nucleotides. The record is from RefSeq and is a predicted model, not a curated record. Lineage: Eukaryota; Fungi; Ascomycota; Sordariomycetes; Sordariales; Sordariaceae.
AUGACAUCCCGAACCAUCCCCCCUCUCCUGGAACCCUACCUCGCCAUCGAGCCGCCCCAGUCCCAAAUCCUCCUAACAGGCCUCCUUGGCGCCAACACCAACUGGCUCCUCCUUCGCUACCUUUACACACUCCUCAAAUCAAAAUCUCAGCAGCAGCAGCAAGCGCAGCCAACAAGACCACAACAACACCAGCCACAGGGCCAGAGACGCGUAGGCCUGAGGAUUCCGGUAGCUGCUGAACCUGGCCUUGAGCCACCCGCCCCCGCGCAAAAUGGAGGAGGUGCAAAUGAUGAGGAAGGGGAGAGUGUGGGGGUAUUGCUGGUGAGCUUCCUUCGUGACUUUGCGUUUUGGAAGGAAAGUGCCGGUAGGCUGGGACUGGAUUUGGAGGGGCUGGGGAGGAGGGGAAAGUUGGGGUUUGUUGAUGGGCUUUGCGUUGGGGUUAGAUCUGGGUCUGGGUAUGAUGGGGAGAGUGGUGGUGCUGGUGGUGGUGGUGUUUCUGGUGCUGUUGGGGGUGGUCUUCCUGUGAGAAGUAGACCUCCUGUGCCGGUGGCGGCUGGAGGGGUGCCAGGACGGGGGACCACCACAAGCUGCUCCGACAAGCCCGGAGAAAAGUGGAAGCGCUCUCUCCCCAGCUUGGCAGUGGCAGAUGUGAGCAAGACGCUACACGCUGCUUUGGACGAGCUGUGCCAGAAGAACAAGAAGGUGGUGCUGGUUAUUGACCAGCUUGACUUUUUGCUGGCUGCUACGUCGGAUGGGAACGGGUCGGUUUCAUCGGCAUUGAAGGACCUGCUGUUGGAUCUCAGAGAGCAAUCACAUGCCACGAUCCUCACGUUGUCUGCCGACGACCCAUUGAUCGCUUCGCAGGCGACCACGCUGGAGAAGGAUCACGCCUCCUUCGUUCUGUCGCUGGCGCAUGAGUCGGAUAUGAUUGUGAGUCUUAGAUUACUGGAUACUGGCAUUGCGAAGGACGUGAGCGGUGUGGUCAGGAUUACGCGUGGAGGAGACAGUAGCGGCGAGAGGCAGAUUGAAGAAAAGGAGUAUCUGUAUCAUGUCGGAGGAGACGGUGGCGUUCGGGUCUUUGAAAGGGGGCAAUAA